Molecule: messenger RNA, 4329 nt
Organism: Sardina pilchardus (European sardine)
Lineage: Eukaryota; Metazoa; Chordata; Actinopteri; Clupeiformes; Clupeidae
Gene: adamts9
Product: ADAM metallopeptidase with thrombospondin type 1 motif, 9
Exons: 28
Coding region: 1-4329 (1442 amino acids)
Biological process (GO): proteolysis; extracellular matrix organization
Cellular component (GO): extracellular matrix
Molecular function (GO): metalloendopeptidase activity
Source: RefSeq, a predicted model, not a curated record
AUGCAUGUGCUCUUCUGGGGUUUAGGAUUUCUUACCAUUCUCCCUGACUUGUUGAUUGUGGAUGCAUCAACAACAGGGAGACAUUUGUUGAGCUCAAGAAAAGCAAACGCACUCGGUGCAUACGAGAUUUUCACUCCAACAAGAGUGGAUGAAGCUGGUGACAGACUACCUACAAGUAUACACUUCAAACGGAAAAAGCGGAGUAUUGAUUCACCAGUGGAUAACAGUGUUGAUCAGUGGGCCUCACCGACCAUCCAUUAUCGCAUAUCUGCUUUUGGACAGAAUUAUGAACUCAACCUCACACUUGAGUCGGGAUUUAUUGCGCCACUUUACACUGUCACGAUACUCGGACUACCCAACAGUGGUAACCUAACGGAAUUCUCACAAGAGGGGGAGGAGGAAGAGACUGACUAUCAGCACUGCUUCUACCGAGGACAUGUGAAUGCAGACCCGGAGCACACCGCAGUUAUCAGCCUCUGCUCCGGUUUGCUUGGCACUUUCAGGUCACCCGAAGGGGAAUAUUUUGUGGAGCCCCUUCAUAGCUACAAUGGUGUACAUUAUGAAGAAGAGCACAACAAACCUCAUAUUGUGUAUAGAAAGGAUACCCCCAAGAAGACUGGGAGGGAGGAUGAGGCAUGUGAGACUUCAGGUCACAAAAAGAGACACAGGCGACUCAAAGACCAGGCGAAGAAGAGGCCUUCCACUGGCAUGCAGGCUGACCUGGAGAGCCUGAGCACUGGACUCUUCGGCGAUGCCUUCCCUUUGAGCGAAAACACGCACGCGGCUAACGACAGCAGUGACUCAGGACCUCACAGGAGAUCAAAGCGCUUCCUCUCCUAUCCGCGCUUUGUAGAAGUCAUGGUGGUUGCGGACAGCAAAAUGGUGGAACAUCACGGCAGCAACCUCCAGCACUACAUUCUCACCCUCAUGUCCAUUGUAUCCUCCAUAUAUAAGGACCCUAGCAUUGGAAAUCUGAUUCAUAUCGUCAUUGUGAAGUUAGUUAUUAUAAACAAUGAGCUGGACGGACCCGUGGUGUCUUUCAAUGCACAAACCACUUUAAAAAACUUCUGCAUAUGGCAGCAGGGUCAAAAUCACCCUGACGACAACCACCCCUCACAUCAUGACACAGCAAUCCUCAUCACGAGACAAGACAUCUGUCGUGCACGUGACAAAUGUGAUACCUUAGGUCUUGCGGAGCUGGGUACUGUUUGUGACCCAUACCGAAGCUGCAGUAUUAGCGAGGAUAAUGGACUUAGCACCGCUUUCACCAUUGCCCAUGAACUAGGCCAUGUGUUCAACAUGCCCCACGACGACAGUAACAAAUGUAAGGAGGACGGUGUGAAGAACCAGCAGCAUGUUAUGGCACCCACGCUCAACUACUACACCAACCCCUGGAUGUGGUCCAAGUGCAGCCGCAAAUUCAUCACUGAGUUCCUCGACACAGGGUAUGGAGAGUGCUUACUUGACGAGCCAAUAUCUCGACCAUACAGCCUAUCUCAGCAGCUGCCUGGGCGGAUAUACAAUGUCAAUAAACAAUGUGAAUUGAUAUUUGGGCCAGGAACACAGGUGUGCCCAUAUAUGACCCAGUGCCGCAGGCUGUGGUGCACCAGCCCGGAGGGAGCGCAGCGCGGCUGCCGCACCCAUCACAUGCCCUGGGCGGACGGGACCGACUGCUCCCCUGGCAAGCACUGCAAGCACGGCCUGUGCAUCGCCAAAGAGAACGAUGCCACGCCCGUGGACGGUGCCUGGGGCGCGUGGAGCCCGUUCGGAACAUGCUCUCGGUCUUGCGGCGGCGGGAUCAAGAUCGCCUUGCGGGAGUGCAACCGACCCGUGCCGAGGAAUGGGGGGAAGUACUGCGUGGGCCGCCGGAUGAAGUUCCGCUCCUGCAGCUCCGAGCCCUGCUCCAAGGUGAAGAAGGACUUCCGCGAGGAGCAGUGCGCCACGUUCGACGGCAGGCACUUCAACAUCAACCUUCUACCUCCAAACGUUCGCUGGGUGCCAAAAUACAGUGGAAUCCUCAUGAAGGAUCGGUGUAAGCUGUUCUGCCGGGUGGCUGGGAGCACGGCCUACUAUCAGCUCAGGGACCGGGUCAUUGACGGUACCCCAUGCGGGCCGGACACCAACGACAUCUGCGUACAGGGCCUCUGCAGGCAAGCCGGGUGUGACCACGUGCUCAACUCCAAGGCGAGGAGGGACAAGUGUGGUGUGUGUGGAGGGGACAACUCCUCGUGCAAGCCCAUGCAGGGCACGUUCAACACCGUCCACUACGGAUACAAUGUAGUCGUUCGAAUACCCAGUGGUGCUACAAACAUUGACGUCCGACAACACAGCUACUCAGGGAAGCCAGAGGAUGACAACUACCUCGCUGUUUCUGACAGUCGUGGGGAAUAUUUGCUCAACGGAGGGUUCGUGGUCAGCAUGUUCAAAAGGGAAAUCAAGCUGGGCAACGCUGUCCUUGAGUACAGUGGCUCUGACCACGUCAUCGAGAGACUCAACUGCACUGACCGCAUCGAGGAGGACAUCAUAGUCCAGGUGCUUUCUGUGGGGAACCUGUUCAACCCAGACGUCAGGUAUUCCUUCAACAUCCCCAUCGAGGACAAGCCGCAGCAGUUCUUCUGGGAUGCCUACGGACAAUGGCAAGAAUGUAGCAGGCUUUGCCAAGGGGAGCGCAAGAGGAAGAUCCUGUGCAGCCGCGAGUCGGACCGCGUGGUGGUGUCCGACCAGCGGUGCCACGGCUCGGCCCGGCCCAGCGCCAUCACCGAGCCCUGCAACACGGAGUGUGAACUCAGGUGGCACAUCGCACGUAAGAGCGAGUGCAAUGCCCAGUGCGGCCUUGGCUACCGCACGCUGGAGAUCUACUGUGCCAAGCACAGCCUCGCCGACGGCAAGACUCAGAAGGUGGACGACCGCUACUGCAGCAACCAGCGCAAGCCCGACGACAAGGAGGGUUGCCAUGGAGACUGCAACCCUGGCGGCUGGGAGUACUCCCCAUGGUCAGAGUGCUCCAAAAGCUGUGGAGGGGGCACCCGUCGGCGGGGGGCGGUGUGCGGGAAGGCAGCAGAGGUCGGCGGGGACGAGAGCAAAUGCAACCAGAGGGACAAGCUCACCGUCCAGCCCUGCAAUGAGUUUCAGUGCCCGCAGUGGAAGACCGGCGACUGGUCAGAGUGUUUAGUAACCUGCGGAAAAGGAUACAAGCACCGGCAGACCUGGUGUCAGUUCGGAGAGGACCGACUGGACGACCGGUUCUGCGACUCGUCUAAGCCGGAGUCGGUGCAGACGUGCCUGCAGCAGGAGUGUGCCUCGUGGCAGGUCGGAUCCUGGGGACAGUGCUCCACCACGUGUGGACCAGGCUAUCAGAUGAGGGCGGUGAAGUGCGUGGUGGGGUCGUACGGGUCUGUCAUGGACGACACGGAAUGUAACGCAGCCACCAGGCCCACGGACACUCAGGAUUGUGAGCUAGCUCUGUGCCCAGUUGCCCAUCCUGUGUCACCGGACACCAAAUUGCCUUCUCAUCCCGGUCACAAAACCCAGUGGAGAUUUGGAUCGUGGACACAGUGCAGCGCCUCCUGUGGCAAAGGAACUCGGAUGCGGUAUGUGAGUUGCCGUGACAACCAGGGAGGAGUGGCCGAGGAGUCUGCCUGCGCUCACCUUCCCAGGCCGACGGCGCGGGAAGUCUGCCAGGUGGUGGCAUGUGGCCAGUGGAAGGUUCUGGAGUGGACUCCGUGCUCGGUGUCCUGCGGCCAGGGCAAAGCAACCCGCCAGGUGGUGUGCGUGAACUUCAGCGACCAGGUGGUGGAUGUGAGCGAGUGUGACCCAGACGACCGUCCAGCCCGCGAGCAAGAGUGCGCCAUGCCCCAGUGCCCCUCCAGGCCCACUGACCACGGCUCCUUCCCCCCCAUCCCCAAGAGCGUGCCGCCGGCUGGGGGCAGCGACAGCAGGAGAGGCCGCAACCAGUGGAGAACUGGUCCUUGGGGAGCGUGCUCCAGCACGUGUGCGGGAGGCUUCCAGAGGCGCGUGGUGGUGUGCCAGGAUGAGAACGGCUACACGGCCAACAACUGUGAUGAGAGCUCCCAGCCCAACGAGCAGCGCUCCUGCGAAUCUGGACCCUGCCCGCAGUGGGUCUAUGGCAACUGGGGAGAGUGUACGAAGUCCUGUGGCGGCGGGAUAAAAACACGGCUGGUCGCAUGUCAGCGGCCCAACGGGGAGCGCUUUAACGAUCUGAGCUGUGAAAUUCUUGACAAACCGCCCGACCGAGAGCAGUGCAAUACUCAGUCGUGCCCGUCUAGCCCUCACUGGAGCGCAGAUCCAUGGAGCUCGGUACGCUCAUAA